ACCAAGUGAUGCUGGAAGAGAACUAUACGCAGAUCACAGAAUUCAUUUUCGUUGGUUUAAAAUGCCAACCUCAGCUUCAGGUCUCCCUUUUCUUGCUCUUUCUGCUGUUUUACCUCAUUACCACGACAGGAAACUUGGGCAUGAUCAUUCUCAUCCACGCUGAUUCCCGCCUCCACACACCCAUGUACUUCUUCCUCAGCCACCUGUCCUUUGUGGACAUCUGCUUUUCAUCUGUCGUCAGCCCCAAGAUGCUCAGGGACUUCUUUGCCAAAAGGAAAGCCAUCUCCUUCCUCGGCUGUGCCUUGCAGCAGUGGUUCUUUGGGUUCUUUGUGGCCAUUGAGUGUCUCCUGCUGGCGUCCAUGGCCUAUGACCGCUACGUGGCCAUCUGUAGCCCACUCCUAUACUCCAUCUCCAUGUCCCAGAGGCUCUGUGUUCAGCUAGUGCUCGGACCCUACGCAGCUGGUUUCCUGAACACCAUGACUCACACGAUAGCUGCUUUUCGACUGCCCUUUUGUGGCUCCAACAUCAUCAACCAUUUCUACUGCGACAUGCCUCCUCUUCUCUCCCUGGUGUGCGCUGACACUCGGAUCAACGCAUUGCUGGUUUUCAUUGUGGCCGGAGCUAUCCUGGCUGUAAGUAGCCUGACCAUUGUCACCUCCUACUCUUUCAUCCUCGCUGCCAUCCUGAGGAUCCGCUCUGCCUCUGGGAGGCGCAAAGCCUUCUCCACGUGUUCCUCCCAUCUCACGGCCGUCUCCAUCUUCUAUGGGACGCUCUUCUUCAUCUAUGUGAGGCCCAGCGCCAUUUCUUCCCUGGACCUCAACAAAGUGGUGUCUGUGUUCUACACCACAGUCAUCCCCAUGCUGAACCCUCUCAUCUAUAGCCUGAGGAAUAAGGAGGUGCACGCGGCCCUGGAUAGGACCAUCAGCAAGAGCAAGCUCUUCAUCCAGGACAGAAUACGUGUCAGAGGAGCAGCUCUCACACGGGAUUAGACUACUAGGAUGCUAUGUGAAAUUGCUGAAGCCCUUCCAGAAUUUGUGCAGUGGUGUGUUUGCUUCCUAACUUUUAUUUUGCUGUGUGCUUUUUGGACUGUUAAUAUUCAUUAAUGCAUGUGAGUUAUACAGAAUAAUGGGUUCACUGUGGCAUUUUCACACACGCAUGUAAGACACUUUUGUCUAACUGCAUCCUUCUGUAUCUCUCCCAGAACUUUCCUUCCAGGCCCUAUCCCAUAAUAGUCUCCCCUCUACUUUCACCUUCCUUCAGAACUCCACUGAAUUCUUCAGGUGAGAGUCAAUGUACACCUGUCUUUCAGAGUCUGGCUGACUGAGUGUGGCAUGAUGAUCUGUAGUUCUGUCCAUUUUCUGGCAAAUGAUGUGAUUUCGGAAGGAAAAGUCUCAGAUAUGGACAUGCAUCCUCCUCAUAGUGCAGUAUGGACACUUCUCAAAAUUUUUUAAUAGUUUUUCUCCGAUAAGGAAGAUUAUGAAGGUUUUGGCUGUGGCCUUAGAGGGAUACUCUUUGUCAGGUAUGGGAAUACACACAUCAGCUGGAGUACAGUGCUCUGUGUCCCUCCUGUGUUAUGAAGAGGCCGUGUCACCACACUGGAUCAUUGCUGUGUGCUGGAUUCAUGGGCACCAUGGGAAUUUGUGAUGUCUGCAGAUUUCUAAUGCCUCACUACUUACCUCAUUCAACAUAGCAUCACUUAGAACUAUUAUUUAUAUAAAGUAACAAAAGAGCAUAAUGGAUUUUACAUUUGUACACAGGUUGGUGUUCCUUACCUGUGAGGUUAAUCUGGGGUUACAACAAGCUUUGAUGGCCUAACCUUCUGGAUAUUCCUUAUCUCCAUCUUAUGGUCAUCUUGAGGAGCAAUUCUGCUUUCAGGCACCGAAUCCUCCUCAGACUUUUGUGACGCUUGAGCUCCAUCUUGAAGGGGAAUCACCUUCCCAUAUAUUAAUUACGUGCACAGAGCCAGCGUGUUGUCCUGGGAUGGGGGGUAGUGAGUCCCAUCAUCCAUGCAAUUCCCUUUAAACAGAGCAGCUGAAUUCCUGUGCAGGACAAGAAAUGGAAAGGAAAAGAGCUUUCUGGCAAAGCAAACAAGCUGGACCUGCCUAUGAGCCCUGGCUACUCAGCAAUGCUUCCAAAUCCAGGGAACUAGGGGCAGCUACCUGAACACGAUUUACUUUUGCACCAUUUUGGUGACCAGGUCUAUCCCCUCCCUUCUUCAGAGAAUGAAAAUAAGAGUCCACACUCAUUUCCAGAGGUCGAACCCAGCUGUCCAGAAUCUGUGCUCACUGUGAUUUUGAACCAGGCACCUUCUCUCUGCACUCUGUUCCAGGAUAGUCCAACAUGGCCCUGAACUGUGGCCUCCUUCAACCCCAGGGGAGUCAGCAGGAGCUCCUGUCGCUGGGGUAAUGCUGCACAGCGCUGGUGCCCAAAUCUACAGGGGUCAGAGCCCAGAUUUCUGAUCAAAUCCAAAACCUCAAGCUUGCCAGGCAGGAGCCAUGCCGCUGAGAUACAUCCCCAGCUGAUUCUAGAGAUUUCAAUCGGCCUCUGCUGAGUCACGGAGUCAGCGAGGCACCGAGUCACAGUCUCUGACGCUGAUUUCCGCUCCUCCAUCAAGCGCUCUGCCCGCAGCUGGGGAGGCGCAGGCCUCAGGGCUCAGGCCCAGGUGGAGGAAGGCAGCAUACCCAGCCAGCAGUUCUGCACCCAGAAGUCGGGAACGAGGCCUCUGCUGGGCACACAUUUGAGAUGGAAUCCGGGAGAAAAAGGUGGUGAUGUGAUAGAGAGGUCUGGAGAGAAUGAAAGCAGUGGGCUGUGUUCACUAUUUCCUAUGCUAAUUGCAGAAACCAUCCGUACAAAUUCGGUUUAAACAUUCAUUUUUAUGCUUUUAGAUUCAGGUGUGAUGUAUGUGUAUGUGAGAGGGAAAGAAAGAGAAAGAAACCGGGUGGGAGAGAAAGAAAGCAAGAGAAGAAAGGUGUAGAGAGAGGAAACAAACACAGAUAGCACAGCUAUGUUUACGAUCGUUGCUAUGGCUACCAGGAAGGGGUGACGUCACCCUCAUGUUUAGAAAUACAGUGUUAAAUAUUCUACCUUGGACCAUAAGGGCCCAACUGUCUUCUUCAGUGUUAUUAAAUGCCGCCACUAGAUGGCGGUAUGAGAUUAACAAACGCUGAAACUGUCCCCUGAUGGUGUCUUUGGUAAUCAGGUUUGAAAAAAACUUUCAAAGCUCAGGAGUACAUUUUGUAGAUUAUAAAACUGUACACACAUUUUGAGUUAUUGUCCGAUGCACAUUUAGCCCAUGGUAAAGGACCGGAAUUUCCAUCAAAUUGUCUAAAUUUCAGAACACAUAAAAAUGUGAAAUCAAGCAUCUAUGAUAACGUUUUUAUUUUUGGCAGUUUGGGGAGAAGUUACAAAAGGAAAAUCACUGCCCCAUGGCAUGAUUUAGAAGUACAUAGUUUGGAGAUUUGAGUCAUCUAACGUUCCCUAUGUCAGCAAAACAGUAAUAAAAUAGAAGGUUGUGUUCCAUCAAAUGCGAACACUUUUCAUAGUAUGUCCUUUGCUGCUCUCAAAAUAAAUACAAAUGAAUGAAAA
This is a messenger RNA of Cavia porcellus (domestic guinea pig), 3585 nucleotides long. RefSeq names its product olfactory receptor 5G9-like. Gene Ontology annotation, molecular function: G protein-coupled receptor activity; olfactory receptor activity; odorant binding. NCBI's taxonomy places the organism in Eukaryota, Metazoa, Chordata, Mammalia, Rodentia, Caviidae. Gene Ontology annotation, cellular component: membrane. The record is from RefSeq and is a predicted model, not a curated record. Gene Ontology annotation, biological process: G protein-coupled receptor signaling pathway; sensory perception of smell. The transcript is spliced from 3 exons. The coding region runs from base 9 to 989 and encodes 326 amino acids.